Molecule: messenger RNA, 3423 nt
Organism: Dictyostelium discoideum AX4
Lineage: Eukaryota; Evosea; Eumycetozoa; Dictyosteliales; Dictyosteliaceae
Exons: 3
Coding region: 1-3423 (1140 amino acids)
Cellular component (GO): membrane
Source: RefSeq, a predicted model, not a curated record
AUGAACAAAAAUACAGCUGGAUUUAUUAUUUUAAUAUUAUUUUCAAUUUCAUUUUUUUUAAACCAAAAAGCAUUUAAUAUCAUUAAUGGUACAACAGGUGGAGUUGGAGGAGUUGAUAGUCAUAGAUACCUAUAUGGUGAGGAUGUCACGCUUUACUAUAACCAUAUAGGACCAUUUAGAAAUACACAACAACUUUAUUCAUUCAAAUACCUCCCACUAUGUUUAACAGAUCCAAACAUAAUGCUUACUAGCAAUAAAAGGUUAUCAUUUACAAAUUCCUUUAUUGAUAAUCAAUUGGUUGAUAGUAAUAUACCAAUUUUAUUUGCAAAAUCAUUAAAUAAAACGUUAUUAUGCGUAUCUGUAAUAAAAAAUAAUGAAGAUAAAGAAAGACUAUUAGAAUCAAUUCAAAAAGAUUUUAUAUUGAAAUUAUAUAUUGAUAAUUUAGCAGCAAAAGCAAAGAUUGGUGAAAUAGUAACAACAUGUAAUUCAAUACCACCAAGAUAUAUCGAUGAAAUAAAAGAUUGUAAAAGACAAUUUAAUAUAUUCACUCAUUUAAAAAUAAUGUUAUCAUAUAAUAAAGAUAGAAUAAUAUCAGUUAAUUUAAUACCAAUGGAUCCAAUAAUGGUUGGUAGUGAUGAUAUAGCACAACAAAAUCAAAAUGAACAAGAAGAAGAAGUAGAAAAUAAAUAUUACAAUGAUGAUAAUAUAAUAUUAAAUUUUAGUUAUUCAGUUGAUUGGUUCAAAACAGAAGAAUCACCAUUGGUUAGAAAUAAAGGUGGUUAUGUACCACAUAUUUCAACUUAUACUAAAGUAGUAUCAAUUAUAAAUUCAGUUUUAUUAUUAUUAAUUUGGGUUAUUUUAGUAUUAGUAAUUUAUGGUAGUUUUCGUAGAAAUAAAUUUACUUUAUCAAAAUUACAAUACAAUAAUAACAAUAACUACCAUAAUAAUAGUAAUAAUAAUAAUAAUAAUAAUAAUAAUAAUAAUAAUAAUAAUAAUAAUAAUAAUAACAACAACAAUAAUAAUAAUUAUAAUAAUUAUAACGGAGGAGGAAUAGAUUCAUUUAGUAGUUUAAAAGAUCAAGAUGAAGAUAACGAUGACACAAGUAGUAAUAGUAGCGCAGGUAGUACAAGUAGCACAAAUAUUAUUGGUAAUAACAAGUUACAAAAAUUUUAUCAUAAUAGACAACAACCUUCUUCACCACCUCUUAGAUUUCAAAAAUAUAGAAAUAAUAGUUUAAAUAAUAGCACAAAUAAUAAUAGUAGUAGUGGUGGUAACAACAGUAAUCAUUAUAAUUAUUAUAAUAAUAAUAAUAAUAAUAAUAAUAAUAAUAAUAAUAAUAAUAAUAGUAAUAAUAAUGGUUAUGUUUAUAAUUAUAAUAAUAAUAAUAAUAAUAUAAAUAACAAUAAUAAUAAUAGUAAUAAUAAUAAUUAUUAUAAAGAAUAUUUAACAGGACAUGGUAUAAGAAUAUGUAGAAAUGAUUUAUUUAAAUCACCAAAAUAUUUAGAAUUAUUUUGUUCAUUAAUAGCAUUAGGAGUUCAAUUCUUUAUAAUAUUUGUUGUUAUCCUGUUAUUUUAUUUUUGGUAUUCAAUAGAUUUAACAAGAUAUAUAAUUUUUGAUAUUGUUGUUAAUUUAUUUCCAAUUAUCGAAAUUAUUGGUGGUUAUGUUUCAAGUUUAAUAUUUUUAACUUUUUCAAGUAUUGAUAAAAAUAAUAAUAAUAAUAAUAAUAAUAAUAAUAAUAAUAAUAAUAAUAAUAAUAAUAAUAAUAAUACAAAUAAUAAUAAUAAUUAUAAUAAUAAUACCGAUCCCGAUAGUAAUAAUCGAAAUACAUGGGUGAAAUGUAGUAUAGUAUCAAGUUUAUUUUUACCAAUAUUAACAUUAAUCGUUACGUUAAUGGCUAAAAUGAUAAUUAGCACUAGUAGUGAAUAUGAUGGGUAUAAUAGUCUAUCAGUAGUUAGUAGUGGUGCUCAGUUACCAAAAUUAUUUAUUUUUUUAUUUUUAGUUGGUUCUCCACUUUUUUAUAUAUCAUUUUUUAUAACAUAUAAAUUUAAAUAUAAUCAAUAUUUUAAUUAUUACAAUACUUUUAAUAAUAAUAGUAUUAAUAAUAGUAUUAAUAAUAAUAAUAAUAUAAAUAAUAUAAAUAGUAUUAUUAAUAAUAAUAAUAAUAAUAAUAAUAAUAAUAAUAAUAAUAAUAAUAAUAAUAAUAAUAAUAAUAAUAAUAAUAAUAAUAAUAAUAAUAAUAAUAAUAAUAAUAAUAAUAAUAAUAAUAAUAAUAGUAAUAGUAAUAGUAGUAGUAAUAGUAAUAGUAAUAAUAAUAAUAAUAAUAAUAAUAAUAAUAAUAAUAAUAAUAAUAACAACAACAAUAAUAAUAGUAUUGAUAAUAAUAAUAUUAUUAAUAAUAAUAAUAAUAUUAUUAGUAAUAUUAAUAAUAGCAAUAUUAAUAAUAAUAUUAGUAGUGAUGGUAUUAAUACUAAUGGUUAUAAAGUUAACAACAAUAAUAUUAACAAUUCCAACGAUGUCAACAAUAUUAACAGUGCCACUAAUAUCAAUAAUAUUAAUAUUAGUAAUGGUAAUAAUAAUAAUAAUAAUAGUAUUAAUAAUAAUAAUAUAGUUAGUGGUAAUAUCAUUAGCGGUAAUAAUAGCCCUUUAAUCAAUCUUAAUUGUAAUAGUAUUAGUAUAAAUAUGUGUAGUAGUAGUAAUAAUAAUAAUAAUAAUAAUAAUAAUAAUAAUAAUAAUAAUAAUAAUAAUAAUAAUAAUAAUAAUAAUAAUAAUAAUAAAAAUAAUGAUGAUGAUGAAUCAAAUUCAUUUUUAGUUUCAUUAGCAAGUUGUAUAUUAAUAGCGGCAUCAUUUAGUAAUAAUAAUUCAAGUAAGAAAUCUACGAAUAAUAAGUGGUAUUAUAAUAUUUAUUUGUUAACCUUUUUAUCUGGAGUAUUUCCAUAUUCGGUUGUUCAUAUAUUUCAAGAGGUUGUAAUGGUUAGUUUAUUCACUCAAAGUUACUCAACACUUAAUAGAUGGUUUGCACUAGAGUGGUUAUUAUUCCUAAUUUUAAUUAUCAUUUGUAAUGUUAUCGUUACCUUUAUAACCAUUGUUAUAAAUUAUAAUAAUGGUGGUAGUGGUAACAGCAAUAGCAACAGCAACAACAACAACAACAAUAGCAACAGCAACAACAACAACAACUACAACAAUGGUGGUAAUAAAGAUUUUCAAUGGCAAUGGAAUUCUUACUUUUCAUCAAUUUCAAUUUCAGUAUUUAUGUUUGCAGAGUUUUUAUUAUUUAAAUAUCAAAAAUCAGAAUUUAGUGGAUUUUAUCAAUCAUUCUAUUUCUUACUUUACUCUUUAUCAAUUUCAAGUUUUGUAGGUUUAAUGUCUUGUUCAAUUGGUUACCUAUCCUCCUUUAUUUUAUUAAUUAAUAUUUUUAAAUAUUAA